Messenger RNA from Lynx canadensis (Canada lynx), 770 nucleotides. Its product is annotated as NKG2-A/NKG2-B type II integral membrane protein-like. Gene Ontology annotation, biological process: stimulatory C-type lectin receptor signaling pathway; positive regulation of natural killer cell mediated cytotoxicity. Lineage: Eukaryota; Metazoa; Chordata; Mammalia; Carnivora; Felidae. The transcript is spliced from 5 exons. The record is from RefSeq and is a predicted model, not a curated record. The coding region runs from base 54 to 770 and encodes 238 amino acids.
GACCUUCAGGGCAGUUUCAUCCACAUUGUAGCUGACACUACUCAGCUGCAGACAUGAACAACCAAGGCGUGACUUAUGCGGAACUCCAUCAUGCUAAGGGCUCAAAGAGACAGCAAGUGCAACCUAAGGGCAUGAAAAGUUCCAUUUCAGUAACUGAGGAGGAGAUAGCCUAUGCAGAAUUAAAUCUUCAAAAUGCCUCUCGGGUCCUUCAAGGGAAUGGCAAGAAGUCUCCCUGCAAAGAUUUAUCAUCAUGUCCAGAGAAGCUCAUUGCUGGGAUCCUGGGAAUCAUCUGUCUUGUCUUGAUGUCCACUGUGGUAAUACUAGCUGUUAAUCCCGGUACUGACACACCGGAGCAGAAUAAUUCUUCCCUGGAAACAAGGAUCCAGAAAGCACAUCACUGUGGUCAUUGCCCAGAAGAGUGGGUUACGUAUUGCAACAAUUGCUAUUACAUCAGCACUGAAAAAAAAACAUGGAAUGAGAGUUUGAUGUCCUGUGCUUCUGAAAACUCUAACCUGCUCUCCGUAGAUAAUGAAGAGGAUGUGAAUAUGUCAGAGUUAAAGGAGAGUACCGAAAGGAGCAAUCACUGGGAAGCCAGGCUUACUCUACGAAGACAGGAUUUAGAUGUCACUAAAGACAUUGUUGCUACGCACAGCUUCAUGGCAGACAUGCUUCCUGGAUUGGCCUGGGACAGAGCAGCUCCACGGUCCACUGGUGAGGAUAGAUCUCAGGCUGUGACCGGCAGGCAAGAAGAACCCACACCAGAGUGUUAG